Molecule: messenger RNA, 1814 nt
Organism: Drosophila pseudoobscura
Lineage: Eukaryota; Metazoa; Arthropoda; Insecta; Diptera; Drosophilidae
Product: proton-coupled folate transporter
Exons: 9
Coding region: 1-1530 (509 amino acids)
Biological process (GO): transmembrane transport
Cellular component (GO): membrane
Molecular function (GO): transmembrane transporter activity
Source: RefSeq, a predicted model, not a curated record
AUGCCUCGCAUCGAUACGGAGCCCUUGGUGAGCGAUGAUGAUGCGCCACGCACUCUGGAUGCUGCUGCAACGGCCACAACCACACCGAGCACCACUUCCAUUGACGAGGAGGUGCCCGUCCACCCGCCCGCGCUUGAUUACAACAGCUACCGUUGGUUCAUCCUGGAGCCCGCAGUAUUUCUGAUCUUCUUUGCCAGAUAUCUAAUUGGGGCGGUUUAUCAGAAUCAAAUCCUCUACCAAACCUGCGUCACCAUCAUGAAGUAUAACGCCACCGAAUGCGAACCGUUGCUGGGCAUCGAUAGGGGAGAAUCGGAGGCGGCGAAAAAAAUAGAGGUCCAAGUGCAGGAGUAUUCGGCAAACAUAAUGAUGACAACCUCUCUUCUAGAGAGCAUAAUACCAGCCUUUGUGAGUCUAUUCCUGGGCCCCUGGUCGGACAAGUUCGGCCGGCGGCCCAUACUCCUGACAACCUUCACGGGCUACCUGACGGGCUCAAUCAUACUGAUAAUUAUUACCAGGAUAACAAUGGUCACAAAUAUAAGUCCUUGGUGGUUCCUGCUUUCCUCUGUGCCCUCGGUUCUGAGCGGAGGAACUUGCGCCUUGAUAACGGGCAUCUAUUGCUACAUAUCGGACGUGGCCAAGGAACGCAAACGAGCCCUGAGAAUGGUUCUAAAUGAGGCCUCCCUCUGCACGGGCAUGAUGGUGGGCAACGUGGCCAGUGGGUAUAUCUAUGCAGCAACGGAUGCUUUCACCCUCUUCUUCAUAGCCAGCUGCCUGAUGGCCUUGUCCUUGAUGUAUGUCUAUUUCUGUGUGCCCGAGAGCCUGAUACCCGAUCAUCUUCCCACAGGAUCACGCAUCCGCGAGUUCUUCCGUUUCGAUUUGGUCAAGGAUCUGGUUCGCACCUGCUUCCAAAGGCGGCCAAACUUUGACCGUGCCAUUAUCUGGCUGACUAUGAUCGCUCUGACCAUAGCCAUCUUUGAUAUGGAGGGUGAGAGCACUGUCAACUACAUGUUCAUGCGGGAACAAUUCGACUGGACUAUCAAGGAUUUCAGCCUAUUCAACGCCGCGCGAAUUGUCGUCCAGAUUGUGGGCAGCAUAGUCGGAAUGGUAGUUCUGCGACGCGUGCUUAAGCUGUCAAUCAUAACCAUGGCAAUGCUGUCGCUCGCUUGCUGCGUUCUUGAGAGCACAGUACGUGCCACGGCCGUGUACUGGCAGGAGAUGUAUGUCGGAAUGGCCUUCGGCAUGAUGCGCGGCGUAAUGGGACCCAUGUGUCGUGCCAUUCUGUCCCAUGUAGCGCCGAGCACGGAAGUGGGCAAGAUAUUCGCACUGACCACAUCGAUGGAGUCUGUUUCGCCGCUGGGAGCUGCUCCUCUGUACACGAGCGUUUACAAAGCCACGGUGGAAUUUUAUCCCGGAGCAUUCAACUUCAUCAGCGCCGUCUUAUACUUCUUAUGCUACGUUUUAAUAGCCAUCAUUUUCGGCAUCCAGAAGUCGAUGGGCAACAGCAGUGUUUAUCAGGCUAUUGGCAGUUAGCCGGCUCCCCGCUCAGCUUAGUUGAAUGUAUCUCAAAGACCAAUUAAAUCUGUACGUGUGUGAUUGCUGCGACGGUUCUCAAUGUGAACAAUUUGAAAAUAUUUCUGUAUUUGAAAGUCGUUUAUCCACGACUUGUGAAAGUAGCAUUACGUUUUUUAUCUUUUUUUUUACCAUAUUUUUGUUUGUGUUCAUGUGCAUUUGGGAAUACUACAACUGUGCCCUUGCUAUCUCGACUGUAUUUGGGAAAUGCAAACACAAUAAAUUACAGUAUUUUUAUAUUGUAU